Messenger RNA from Oryzias melastigma (Indian medaka), 400 nucleotides. RefSeq names its product RNA polymerase II, I and III subunit K (gene polr2k). The transcript is spliced from 4 exons. The record is from RefSeq and is a predicted model, not a curated record. NCBI's taxonomy places the organism in Eukaryota, Metazoa, Chordata, Actinopteri, Beloniformes, Adrianichthyidae. The coding region runs from base 136 to 312 and encodes 58 amino acids. Gene Ontology annotation, cellular component: RNA polymerase III complex; RNA polymerase II, core complex; RNA polymerase I complex. Gene Ontology annotation, biological process: DNA-templated transcription. Gene Ontology annotation, molecular function: DNA-directed RNA polymerase activity; zinc ion binding; DNA binding.
CGAUGAAAAAAAUCUAGCCAAUCACAAAUCACGUUGUUUCUAGGUGACCAACUGUUGUGCGCAUGCGCAUAUUGCAAGGUAGUGGGACAUGAGAAGAGCUAAAAUUUGUGGCUAACGGUAAAAAAAAUCGUUAAAAUGGACGCACAGAAGGAGUUACAGCCGCCCAAACAGCAGCCUAUGAUCUACAUUUGUGGAGAAUGUCACACUGAAAAUGAAAUCAAGGCUCGUGACCCUAUCAGGUGCAGAGAGUGUGGCUACAGGAUCAUGUACAAGAAGAGAACAAAAAGAUUGGUUGUUUUUGAUGCUCGAUGAACAGGAGGACUGCAGCAGAUUUACCUUUUUUAUGUUUAGUAUUUAGUGUGUGAAAUUGUAAAUAAAAGGACUCUUGUGCCUAACUUUC